GAGAAAGUGUUUUCCCUCUGAUGGACUUGAGGAAACUACAAUGACAGAAAAGGUCAUGAAAAAUGAAGAGGCACUAUACCAAGAUCACAGUUCUACAGAGGAUACAAAAUAUAUGCUGAAUAAAUCGAAGUCACCUUCAGUUGUUCAUCCUGCGGCAUCUUCUGAUGAAUUUAUUGAUUCAGAUUUCCAGAUGAUUUUUGACUGUUGUGACAUCAAUAUCCUGAAUGUUCAUGAUUUAACUGGCUGUGAGGAAAUGCUUGAUCAGGUUGCUGAUGACCAAAUCAGCAUAAUAAAAAGAUUUGGGAACAAGGAAAAUUCAAAUGCAACUACUUUAAAGUUUAUUGUUGAAAAGCAUUGCUUGAGAGUUUUUAAGCCUGGAUGCUCGAAUAUUAAGGACUUCCCAAAUAUGAUGAAGAUAACAUUUCUGACUAAACCUGAAGGCCAGUCACUGAAGUGGACAGUAGAUAAGGAUAACAAGCCAUGUGUGUAUACUCAUGGGAACUGGAUAAACAACAGGUCUCUCUUCCCUAGCCAGGAUGCUCCUGUCUCCAUGGCUACAUGGCAAGCUGUGGUAUCAGUGGAAGGGUCAGUAGAAGUUGUGAUGAGUGGAGACAGGGACCCAGUGAUCAGUACCACGGAAGAUGGUUGGACCCAUUUUUAUUACCACACACAAAUGGCUAUGCCUUCUUCCACCAUAUCCCUGGCUAUUGGACAUUGGUGUGUCAGCUCUCUCAUCGAUUUGAAUAGAUUGUCUGAACCAGAGCUUGAAAAAACAGUACCUUGUCGACUGUUCUGUGCCUCCAGUGUCAUACCUGCUGCAAAGCUAGAGAUCGGUCAGUACAUAGGGAGCUGCCUGAGAGCAGCAUAUGACACAUUAGGGCCACACCCCUUUCAGAGACUUGACAUUGUAGUGGUACCCUCAUCGUUUGACAGCCUCGGCAUGGCAAGCCCCAGUAUGCUGUACCUGUCCCAGUCAGUGUUGGUGGGAGACUUCAGCAUGUGUGUCCGCAUUGCCCACGAAGUUAGUCACUCUUGGUUUGGCCUGGCAAUUGGUCCUAGUGACUGGACAGAGGAAUGGCUAACAGAGGGAUUCUGUACCUACACAGAAGAUAUCAUACACAGUCUUGCUAUGCAGACUGUAGGUGCAUGGACACAAGAGUACGGGGACCACCAUAGAGAGAUAAGAGACUUCCUCAGGUAUAGGACGCUGGUCGCUGAACUGGAACACACAGAUGAGGAACUCCAGACACUGAGGCCAAACAAAGAAGAAAGUCAUGAUGAGUCAAGUAUAGCUUAUGUGAAAAAUGGAAUGAAUCCUGAUAAAAGGUUCAUGCAGGUUCAUUAUCUAAAGGGCUACUUUCUUCUGAGACACCUUGAGGAAAAGGCAGGAAGAAAACCGUUUCUGCGUGUGAUGAAAGACUAUGUACAACAGUUCAAUGGACGACUGGUUUCAUCUCGGGAAGUGUUGUCGUUUUUCCUGAGGAAAUGUUCAGAAUUACAGGAAGAACAUAUCACAGAGGCAGUAAUUAGCUCCGAGUGGUUGGACUACCCUGGUAUACCCAAGCAUCUACAAAAUUUCCAAAUGGGUAUAGAAAAUACUGUUGCAAACCAGGUGCUUGAUGAGGUUAAAGAUUUAGCCGAUAUUUCCAGGUAUCAGAAGGGUUCGAGACAAAAAUGGCAGCAGAAACGACAAUGCUUGAUGAAGAUGGAUGCUGUUCAGCUUACCCUGCUAAUGGAGGAACUUCUACAAGCUAGAAAAGUCUCUAAAGAUGUACUGUAUGGCCUGGGGGCAUUCCACAAUGUAUCCGCACAAAAUGCAGAAAUUCAGCAUCGAUGGUGUGAACUCGUCAUCAAAUACAAACUGAAGAAACAUUAUGGAGAUAUAAGACAUUUCCUUGUCCAUCAUCAGGCAAUGGGGGUGUAUUUGUACGGUGAACUUAUUAUUUCAAGAGACAAGGAACAGAAGUUACUAGCAUUUGAUGUAUUCGAACAGCUGAAAGACGACAUGGAACCUGACCCGCUGAAAUCUGUACGUGCUAUGUUGUUCGGUUAAUAAAGUUUUACCUUGACC
Messenger RNA from Pecten maximus, 2071 nucleotides. RefSeq names its product aminopeptidase O-like. Lineage: Eukaryota; Metazoa; Mollusca; Bivalvia; Pectinida; Pectinidae. The coding region runs from base 41 to 2053 and encodes 670 amino acids. Gene Ontology annotation, molecular function: zinc ion binding; metalloaminopeptidase activity. The transcript has 15 exons. The record is from RefSeq and is a predicted model, not a curated record. Gene Ontology annotation, cellular component: nucleolus. Gene Ontology annotation, biological process: proteolysis.